AUGAGCAAGAGUCUUAAACCAGCCACUGAAUAUAUCAAAGCCGCUCUUCAAACAACAGAAAAGUUGAACAAGAAGGGUACUAACUUGUAUGAUUUACUCUCAAGAUCCCCUAGAAAUGGUAUUGAUUUGUGCUUUAAGAGAAAGACGUGGAAGUUUGAUUCAUACUAUAGAAUUUCUAAAGUUAACCUCUCAGCUGAUGGUAAACACGGUUCAGUUUGGGGUCUCUUUUAUUAUAAUGGAAAACCAACCAAGGAAACACCAGAAAAGAUUCACGGAGCUUUGAAGAAGGAUUUGUGGAAGGGUAUUUCUGAAGUUCAACUCGAACAAUAUGAAACUAAAAGAAUUGAAUCCGAAUACAAUAAUUGGAUACUGGAAAGUGCCAUGAAGCAAAACGAAGAAGCUCUCCAAAAGUAA
Messenger RNA from Naegleria gruberi, 414 nucleotides. RefSeq lists its product as uncharacterized. The transcript has 2 exons. Gene Ontology annotation, molecular function: structural constituent of ribosome. Gene Ontology annotation, cellular component: mitochondrion. Bases 1 to 414 code for a protein of 137 amino acids. The record is from RefSeq and is a predicted model, not a curated record. NCBI's taxonomy places the organism in Eukaryota, Heterolobosea, Eutetramitea, Acrasida, Naegleriidae.